CUCUCUCUCUCUCUCUCCCUAGUCACGCUCUUUCUUUCUAAUAUAUACUAUACUUCCUCCUCCUCCUAUCUCGUUCUCUGUGUUUGUGGUUGCAUCAUUGCAAUAUCCAUUGUUAGUUUCUCACUUUACAUACAAUACCUGUGUGUGUUUCCUUCCUUCUUUUCUUCUCCUCUGCUCUCUCUCUCUCUGCUCUUCUUGCACUCUGCUGUUCAACUUUUUUUUUUCUAGUCACAAACUUGAUAGAGAGCUAUCAUAUCAUAUAAUAAUAAUAAUAAUAAUAAUAAUAAUAAUAAUAAUAAUAAUAGUAUACUCCUAUUAUAUACUACUAGUUGAGAGUGGUAGGGUGAAAUGCAGCAGCAGCAGCACCUGAUGCAGAUGCAGCCCAUGAUGGCAGCCUAUUAUCCAAACAACGUCACCACUGAUCACAUUCAACAGUACUUGGAUGAGAACAAGUCCUUGAUUCUGAAGAUUGUCGAGAGUCAGAAUUCUGGCAAGCUCAGCGAGUGUGCCGAGAAUCAAGCAAGGCUACAGAGAAAUCUCAUGUACCUAGCUGCAAUAGCUGAUUCUCAACCCCAACCUCCGACCAUGCCUGGUCAGUACCCUGGUGGCGGUGGAAUGAUGCAGGGUCAGCAGCAGCAGGGAGGAGCACACUACAUGCAGGCUCAGCAGAUGACACAGCAACAACUUAUGGCUGCACGCUCCUCCCUUUUAUACGGGCAGCAACAGCAGCAACAACCUUACGCAGCACUUCAACAGCACCAACUCAGCGGUGGUGGAACUUCAGGACUUCACAUGAUGCAAAGCGAAGCAUGUAGCAAUAUGAAUGUGGGAGGUAGUAGUAGCUCAACAUUGGGUUCUGGCGGUGGAGGAGGGUUUCCUGACUUCAUCCGCGGAGGAGGAGGAGGAGAUGGUUUGCACAGGAAUCUCAUUGGAGGUAGCGGCAAGCAAAGUGAGAUUGGGAUGGGUUCUUCAUCUGAUCAAGGUCGAGGUGGUGAAGGCGGUGAAAACCUUUACCUCAAAUCUUCUGAUGAUUGAAACUAGUACUCAACUAGCUAUUUAGAUCCAAUUUGGUUUAAUUAAUUAGUUAUUAAUUGCUUCCACGAAGUUUAGCUUUUAUGAUCAGUUAGUUAAUUAGUUAGCUAGGAGAACUAGUACUCAAUCAAGAUCAAUUAUCUAGCAAGCUAGGUGAAAAACUUAAUUCUGCUGUUUAAUUGGAUAAUCUUUGUUGUGCUUAAUUAAGGCAAACUUUCUGGUGAGAUUUGAAUUUACUUGCAUUGAAUGAAUGUUAAUUUUUGUUUGCUUAAUCUAUAGCUCUCUCCACCGGGAUUCGUA
Messenger RNA from Trifolium pratense (red clover), 1332 nucleotides. RefSeq names its product GRF1-interacting factor 1-like. The transcript is spliced from 4 exons. The record is from RefSeq and is a predicted model, not a curated record. Gene Ontology annotation, cellular component: nucleus. Gene Ontology annotation, molecular function: transcription coactivator activity. Gene Ontology annotation, biological process: cell population proliferation; positive regulation of transcription by RNA polymerase II; leaf development. NCBI's taxonomy places the organism in Eukaryota, Viridiplantae, Streptophyta, Magnoliopsida, Fabales, Fabaceae. The coding region runs from base 349 to 1035 and encodes 228 amino acids.